AUGGUCCGUGCAGAUGUGAUUGCUCGUUCGAUAACGAAAGCAGUCGUGGCAUCGGAAGAUCCAAGCGCACGUCGUUCCAGGUUGCGGCGUCUACAGCGUUCUUUCGAGGCUCUUUUCACAAUCUACCAUGUUAGACUGUAUCAAUAUGCUGCAGAACUGUUUCAGCGACUUCGAAGAGAAUGGAACAUCGAUGCCUCUUCGUACACUGAUAGCUUCCAGCCUUCACAUGACCAGUGGAAUGCCCUAAAGGCCAAAAGCGAUAUGGGUUAUUCUGGUUCCACCUUCUUCACAACCCUUGACGACAAGUACAUCGUGAAGUCAGUGCCUAGGCACUUCGAACACAGCUUCUUCCGGGACGAUCUGCUGGUCCUAUACGUCGAACACCUGAGCAAGAACACAUCGUCAUUGCUAAUCAGAAUCAUGGAUUUCUUGGCUGCGGAUAGUGCUUACAAGUUCAGUCCUGCCAUUCUCUUUGGUUUCGCUCCGAGCCAUCACAUUGUAAUGGAGAAUUUGCUAGUCGGACAGGAAGAGGGCGAGCAGAAUGGACAAAAAUAUCACAGAGACUCUUGGCGAGUGGAUUCAACAAAUGGGCAAGAGGCUGAAGAUAAGCCUUGGAAAUGGCAAACAUGGGACCUAAAGCCGACAAGCUAUUUCUUCCCUGAACGCGACAUCGCUCAAGGCAAGCUGACCUCUCAAGCUACUAAAAGUAGGCUAGCCGACGAGUUCAACGACAAGCUAUAUCUGACAAAAGAGCAAGCUGAGAUUUUCGAAUCUGAGCUCGCGAAGGAUACGGAACUGCUGCAAAGGGUCAAUGCAGUUGACUACAGCCUCUUCUUAGUCAGGAUUCCUGUGCCAACAGCAGAGCGAAAGUCGCCGGGCCAAGAGGAGGAAGUCGGCCAGGAAGACCCCUUUGCAGAUCCGAAUGAGAGCGACCCAAGUGCAACGGCUGGUCCUGACCUGGCUACGACAGCGCCGACACCAGCCGUGCCUCCUUUCACCCCUCCCAGUCCACCUUCGUGGCGUACCGGGAUUCGUUCAGCAGACGGUCGCUUCAUAUAUCGUGCAUCAAUUCUCGAUUUCUUCUGGAGCAAGGACAAGCUUCAACCGAAGGUAAUGACGCGAUUAGUCGAUUUAUGGAACAAAAUAGAUGUCGAGGGAGACAAGGGACCGAUGUCAAUUACGACGAGUAGCAUAAAAGAUACCUUCGUCAGCUCGAAAAUCCAAGCAGUCCUUCCCCAAAUCACCAUACCACCGACGCUCGGUACACCAGAUAAUGUCACUACCGUCAUCGUCGAUACCUCUGCGCUUCCGCUAGAACGACCGGUACUCGCGAAGGAAAUACGUAAGAGUAAUGUCAUACUAUUGGUAUACUCCGACCACUAUAGCUACGAGCGAGUAGCAUUGUUCUGGCUGCCCUACUUCCGAAGCUUAGGGGUGAAUGUGCCAGUCAUACUAUGCGCCAACAAAAGCGAUCUAGUGCAGAGCACUACUUCGAAGCAGGUUGUCGAGGAAGAGAUGCUGCCUGUCAUGAGUGAAUGGAAGGAGAUCGAUUCGUGCAUACGAACAAGUGCGCGAGAGCAUCACAAUGUCAACGAGGCAUUCUUUCUAUGUCAAAAAGCGGUGACUUGUCCGAUUGCACCGUUGUUUGACGUAAAGGAAUCGCAAUUGAAACCAGGCUGUGCAGAAGCAUUGAAGAGGAUAUUCUACCUUUGUGACAAGGACAAGGAUGGCUACCUGAAUGACCAAGAACUUCGUGGGUUUCAAAUGAGAUGUUUCGAGAAAGAGUUGCACGACGACGACCUGCAGUAUAUCAAGGAUACGGUUGAGACGAUGAUGCCGGACGAUGAUAUGAGUCGGGGUAUCAGUCCGGAUGGCUUUCUCCUGCUGAACAGGCUUUAUGCUGAAAAAGGAAGGCAUGAGACGAUCUGGAUUAUCUUGAGGAUGUUUCAAUAUACUGACUCGUUAUCAUUGCAAGAGUCUUUCCUACAUCCGAAGUUCAAUGUUCCCGAGUUUGCCUCAGCUGAGUUGGGGCCGGCAGGAUAUCGCUUCUUCGUGGACCUGUUCUUGACGAGCGACAGAGAUGGCGAUAGUGUCUUGAACGAAAAAGAGCUCAGUACGCUGUUUGCUCCCACGCCCGGGAUCCCUCAUAGAUGGCUCGAAGAUGGGUUUCCGGCAUGCACUGUUCGUAAUGAGGCGGGUCAUGUUACACUACAAGGCUGGUUGGCGCAGUGGUCCAUGACGACCUUUAUGUCUCCAAAGACGACGCUUGAAUAUCUAGCAUAUCUAGGCUUUGAGUCUACAGAUAGAUCGGACCCCUCCACGACUGCGGCGCUAAAAGUGACCAAAGCUAGAAAGAGAAGAAGGAAGGCUGGACGUGUUCAGCGCAAUGUUAUCUAUGCACAAAUACUGGGUGCCGCCCAUGCUGGAAAAUCGAGCCUGCUCGACGUGUUCCUUGGUCGACCUUUAAGCCAGCAAUAUCAUCCUACCAUUCAGCCACGAGUGGUUGUGAACACUGUCGAGCUUCCUGGUGGCAAGCAGUGCUAUUUGAUCCUCAAGGAACUCGGAGAAUCCGAAGCUGCCGUUCUUGAGAACAAGACCAUGCUACUCGACCAGUGCGACUUGCUCGUCUACUGUUACGAUUCCUCAGAUCCCGAAUCCUUUGACCACAUCAUCGAGCUCAAGAAGAAACACGCUCAUCUUGAGGAUAUGCCGAGUAUGUACGUUGCGUUGAAGGCAGAUCUAGACCGUGCCACACAAAGAUCAGAAGUACAGCCAGACACAUAUGUUAUGGAUGUGCAGAGGAUGCCUCAGGGUCCACCAGUACAUACCUCGGCGGCAUGGCCGACCAUACAAGAAUUGUUCGUGGCCAUCGCCGAAGCUGGACUCGAGCCAAAUACUGCUUUUCCAAAGCCGAUAGGAGAUGAGAAUGAUGGGAAACUAUUACAGUAUGGACUUGCUUUUGGCGCCUUUGUCUGUGCCACAGCUGGUGCGGUGGUAAUAUGGAAAAGAGCUACAGGUGAUCACGGAUAA
Molecule: messenger RNA, 3030 nt
Organism: Lithohypha guttulata
Lineage: Eukaryota; Fungi; Ascomycota; Eurotiomycetes; Chaetothyriales; Trichomeriaceae
Gene: GEM1
Product: ERMES complex Ca(2+)-binding regulatory GTPase gem1
Exons: 2
Coding region: 1-3030 (1009 amino acids)
Biological process (GO): phosphatidylinositol phosphate biosynthetic process
Cellular component (GO): plasma membrane
Molecular function (GO): GTPase activity; GTP binding; 1-phosphatidylinositol-4-phosphate 5-kinase activity
Source: RefSeq, a predicted model, not a curated record